Molecule: messenger RNA, 750 nt
Organism: Enterobius vermicularis (human pinworm)
Lineage: Eukaryota; Metazoa; Nematoda; Chromadorea; Rhabditida; Oxyuridae
Source: the annotation of a GenBank genome assembly
AUGUCUUCGUCACAUUCAUCGGUGUAUGUGAGCGCCACUAGUGAAGCAAGUGGUUCAGCUGCUGGGGCAAUUCGUGCUUUAACUCUUGAAUUAAAAAGUCUUCAGACCUCACCACUUGAAGGCUUUACAGUGAAUCCAUCAGAAAGCGAUAUAUUUGUUUGGACUGUUGCUAUAUUUGGCCCUCCAGGCACACUUUAUCAGGGUGGAUAUUUCAAAGCCAUGAUCAAUUUUCCGAAGAAUUAUCCGUAUUCGCCGCCUUCAGUGAAAUUCUUAACCAAAGUAUGGCAUCCAAACGUUUAUGAGAGCGGAGAUCUUUGUAUAAGCAUCUUGCAUCCUCCUGUAGAUGAUCCACACAGUGGUGAACUUGCUUGUGAACGCUGGAAUCCAACUCAGAACGUUAGGACUAUUUUAUUGUCUGUCAUUUCCCUUUUGAACGAACCUAAUACUUCUUCACCAGCUAACGUUGACGCUUCUGUUAUGUAUCGCAAGUGGAAAGAUUCUAAUGGGAAAAUUGAUGAUUACGCUCGGAUUAUCAGGAAACAAGUGGAAGCUUCUCGUGUAGAGGCAGAAAAAGAUGGAAUAGUGGUUCCAGAAACGUUGGAAGAAUACUGUGUUAAAACCCAACCAAAACCUAGCGAGGAGGAAUUAGAUGAAUUUGACCUGGACGAUGAAGGGUACCCUUAUGAGGGCAGCGAUUAUGAAGAAGAAUAUGAAGAGAACACUGAAGACAGUGGUCAGGGGGAAAACUGA